Molecule: messenger RNA, 1362 nt
Organism: Letharia columbiana
Lineage: Eukaryota; Fungi; Ascomycota; Lecanoromycetes; Lecanorales; Parmeliaceae
Exons: 7
Coding region: 1-1362 (453 amino acids)
Source: RefSeq, a predicted model, not a curated record
AUGCGUUCCCUGUUAUACACUUUGCGCCUUGCUGGCUUUUUCGUUGGUUUGUCGUGCAUGUCAGGCUCUACAUUAGAGAUCACAGCUAUUGCAUCGGUCACAGCCGGUCCAUAUCCCAAGCUGCCUGAUGUUGUAGAAUGUGCGCCAGAGUAUGGAGAGAAUCUUGACAAACACGCUUGCUAUAAGGCUUUACAGACCAUGCCAGAUGGCCGUCGAUUUUCGCAAUUCGUGUCGCGUAAGAGAUAUCAUGGCCAGGAGGCCCUCAUAACUCCGGUCUACUACUACGAUAAUAAUACACACCCAUUCGAGGCUUCAUGCGUGAUUACGGUAGACCUGGCAGGUCGAUCCAACACCGACAAUAAUGUAUAUAUUAGGAAGAGUACCUUGAGGGAAUUGGUGGGUCAAGUGAACGCGAGCUGCAUCAUCGACAACUUUGGACGGGGUGGAUUUAUCACGUAUAAACUCGAAAACACCAUCGAGGGGGUUUCGAAGUAUAAGAAAGUACCUGCUGGCUACAAUACCCCUCUUUUCUUGACCGUGCAGGUUUCCCCGAGGCAAGGCAGAGGGAGACCUGGCGACACAGACCCUCGAGUCAACGAAGCGGUACAAAAUGGCUUGCUUGAAUCAAUACCACCGAUUGUGUUCAAGGUGAACCGUGCCAAAAUAUUCGUGAUAGUCAACGCACUCAAAGAAAUUUACAAGCGCAUGAGGAUCGGAGGAACUCAAGCCUGGUGGGAUAGUAGGAACAUCACUAACUCUAUACCUGAGAACGUAGAUUACAACUGUUAUGGAAGUGAAGGGUCGCCGAGGCCCCGCGACUGUGAAGAUGCCUCUUUCACAUUCGUGGGAGAAGGAAAUGUAAUAGUAGGCCCUAAGGAACCGCUCAUCAAGCAAGUUGGUAACUGUAAGAUUGAAGUCAGCAGUAAGCAGCGCCAUGCAUGCACAUUGGACGUUCUUCGAGCUACGAUCGAUGUACUGUUGGGUACCUGUCUGGAUGGCCCUCAAGCGAUUGGCCUUGGUGGGGUAGCUUCAGCGCGACCAUUUGACGCGAAUGAUCCUACGACCUUGCUCGGGAGACAAUCUAUUGAAUACCAAAACAUCACGAAACUCGGAGUGGGGCCGCCCCUGCCACCGACGUUCGAAAUCGAGAUAUCCAAAGCCCGUCCCCUCCCACCAUCCUUCCCACCAGCACCUCUAUGUGAUGCAUCUACCAAACCUGAUAACAGCACUGAUGGUUGCAUUGGCCACCAUGGCUCGCUCAUAAACAGCACCAGCAGCAACGGGGGUCUCCUCAUAAGCAAUCAAACAGGAGCUGUUGCCCGUCUUCUUCCUCUUGCAAUGGACCCAGAUGUUACUUCGUAA